UUCAGAUAUAUUUGGAAACAACCAGAAUGCCUCUGUCAGGUGUCCAUCUAGCAUAGCAUAAUCUGUUUGGAUGACAGUAGGGGAAGCGUAGAGAAAAGGCUUUUGUAUCAGGAACUGAAGUCUUUAUCUCCUGCAGGCAAGAGAGAUGCUUUACUCCAGAAACACACAAUACUUUGGAGAAAGCAUCGGUAUUAGUCAAAAGUAGUGCAGAUAAAAAUAAAGAUAAGGGCGGUGCAAACUUCCCACAUACCUUGAAAGAGGCGGCUGCAGCACCUAGACUCAUUAAAGUAGCCACAUCUGUUUUAAACCCAGAACAUUAUCAUUUUGUUCUGGAGGAUCUGCCAAACCAUUUUGGAUCAGCCACAGUUGGGUGGAAACAAGACCUUGGAAGAUGGGGUUGUUCCAGGUUUUAGACAAAACAAAAUCCUAAGGGAUCCCAGGAUGAUUUUAUGGGGUAUGGCUGGUAGGUGUAACUCCCCUCUCUUUUCUUUCCAUCAGCAGCUCCUAGUCCAGCAUACCCCACCAACCUUCUCACCAAACCCCCUGAUCUUCUCAGCAGCCUCCCCUCCCUACCCUUGCCUUUUCCCUUCUCUUUCCUCCACCAAUCCUUUCUAGUCAGAACAAGAAAUAAUCUGUAUCCAGAACCAAACAGCCCCAUUUCAUUCCAGAUACAGACCAAAAUGUCCAAAACACAUGUUUUGGUUUAAGUAGAGAUAAUCUGAAACCAGCUGUUCAGUACACAGAGAAUGUUGUACAUCCCUAAUGGAAUUUUCUGCUUCAAGAUGGGGUGAUGGCCACCAACUUGUAUAGCUUUAAAGGGGCACAUUACUGGUGACUAGUCUAUCAAGGAUUUUUAGUCUAAAAGAUACACCAAAGAUACAGUCUUGGCUGGAAGUUCAGAUAGCCUCCAGAUACCAGUUUAGAGGAACAACAGAAGGAGAGCUAUAUCUUCACCCCUUGCUUGGGAGUUGCCCAAAAGCAUCUGGUUGGCCAUAAGGAGAAACCAAAUACUGGUCUAAGAUGGGGCUUGGCCUUAUCCAGCAUGGCUGUUCGGAUGUUCUUAGGAAGAAGCAGUGGGUUAAGCUCCAACUCUUUAACCUCCAUUCCAGAAAGUUCAGAAGAAAACAGACUCCUUUGUCUGAAUGUCCAAUGUCUUUGAGAUGAUCCUCUUCCUUUCUCUUUCAGCCAUGGCAGAUUCCUAUUCCUACAGAGUUGGAAAGAAGGUUGCGGGAUCCAGCAAGAGCAACGCAGAGAGAGAAAGCAGCAAGGCGGAACUGAAGCUCCAUCCAGCAUAUGAACAGUCUAACCUGGGAAAUGCAACAAUUGACAAAACAGAAGGCAAACGGAAAGGAAGGCCCAAGACAGAAAAUCAGGCCUUGAAAGAUAUUCCUCUGCCUCUGAUGAAUCAGUGGAAAGAUGAAUUUAAGGCUCACUCCAGGGUGAAAUGUCCUAACUCUGGCUGCUGGCUGGAAUUUCCGAGCAUCUAUGGCCUGAAAUAUCACUUCCAGCGUUGUCAAGGGGGGGCCAUUGUAGAAAAACGCACCUUCCCGUGUCCCUAUUGCGAAGCCGUGUUCACAUCCAAAACCCAGCUGGAGAAGCAUUGCCUCUGGAAUCACUUGGACAGGCCGUUGCCAGCGGCUGCCCCUCCAGCAGAAAACAAAGUGCAGAAGGCGACCAGCAAGGGUGGAGGGAAGAAAAGAGCUGCUGAACGGUCCACUUCCCCCACCAUCCACCCCAAACAAGCCAAGGUGGAGAAGGCCAUAGCCUUGCAGCACCCCGAGAACGGAGAGCACGCGGCCGUGAGCCAGGGCCUCAGGGAUCUGCAGACCGCUGCAGCUGGCGGCGGGGGAAUGGCUGCAACCCCGGUUGGCCAGCCGCCCGGCAGCCGAGGCACCAAACAUCAGGCGAGCAGGCAGGCCUUUAAGCAGGAGGAAGACCCCGAAAGGAUGAAGCACAGAAGGAAACAGAAAACUCCUAAGAAAUUUACUGGGGAGCAGCCAUCCAUCUCAGGAACCUUUGGAUUAAAAGGGCUGGCGAAAGCAGAAGAUAAGGCGAAGGCACACCGAGCAAAGAACCUGGAGGCCUCCCUACUCAGCAGUAACACUGAAGAUCACAAGAAAAAGCUGCCAGGAUCCAGUAUGAAAAAGGAGGCUGCCACCAUAGCAGCAACAGCUCCUUCAACUACAGCAAGCCCUGAGGAGCAGUGGCAGCGGACGAUCAAUGAGAAGGGAGAGGUCGCUUGUCCAACAUGUGGCAUGAUCACCCGGAAGACGGUCCUUGGUCUUAAGAAGCACAUGGAAGUCUGCCAAAAACUGCAGGAUGCUUUGAAAUGCCAGCACUGUAAAAAACAGUUCAAGUCCAAAGCGGGGUUGAAUUAUCACACGAUGGCUGAGCACGUGAACAAGCCUGUUCCCGUGGAAGCUGCUGUCCCGCUCAGUGAACUCGGAGACAGGGAAAGGCUGAGGAAAGUGUUAAAGCAGAUGGGGAAACUCAAAUGCCCAAAUGAGGGUUGCGUGGCCACCUUCUCCAGUCUUAUGGGGUACCAGUAUCACCAGAAGCGAUGUGGGAAGCAGCCAUCAGAGGUGGAGAAACCGGUCUUCACCUGCCCCCACUGUGGAAAGACGUACAAGUCGAAAGCUGGACAUGACUACCACAUCCGCUCUGAGCAUCCGUCGACGCCCCCAGAGCAGCCUGAGCUGAAGCCCGAAGCCAGCCCCACCGAAGAUUUCGAGAGGACCCCCAGCGGCCGCAUCCGGCGCACCUCCGCCCAAGUCGCCGUCUUCCACUUGCAGGAGAUAGCGGAGGACGAGCUGGCCAAGGACUGGACCAAGCGGCGGAUGAAGGACGAUCUGGUCCCCGAAACAAAGCAACUAAAUUAUACUCGGCCUGGACUUCCAAAAUUGAACCCGAGGCUUUUGGAGACCUGGAAGAAUGAAGUAAAAGAAAAAGGACACAUCAAUUGCCCAAAUGACUGCUGUGCAGCCAUUUACUGUAGUGUGUCUGGCCUAAAAGCCCACCUGGCCAACUGUAACAAGGGAGGCCAUUCUGUGGGCAAAUAUCGUUGUCUUCUGUGUCAGAAGGAGUUUAGCUCAGAAAGCGGAGUCAAGUACCACAUCAUCAAGACGCACUCAGAGAACUGGUUCCACACCUCCACCGAUGCUUCUAGGAAGAAAAAGAGCAAAGAAAAAGAACAGAGGACGCCCAACAAUGAAGAGCAAAAGACAAGCGCAGAUGGGAAAAAACGGGGCCGGAAGCCGAAGGAGAGGCCUCCAGAAGUUUUUCCUAAAGACAGAGAGAUCAUCCUGGGAAAAAUUAACCAUAAGAAAGCCACUGGAUCGUGGCCGGUGGCAAACUGCCUCCUGGAUGGGAAGGAUAGAGGUAACAAGUCCUUCCACGCCAAGAAAGGGGGGGCUAAUAAGAUGCCAGAGAAAUAAGCAGAGGGGGCAGAAAAAACUCUUUAAAGGUUAGUUUACAGGGUGACGGGUGACCGGGAUGUUCCUUCCAUGGCUGAGCCCCUCCCCGUUCUGCUCCCUUUUAAUUAAAAAAAAGCAUAAAUGACAAACCACUUUAAAGCCUGAACACAGACAUUGGGUUUUACCUUGGAAGAGGAACUCAACCCGCUGGUGUGACUUCUUCCGUCAGAACCCCGCCUGGAUUGUAUAUAAUGCCAGCCCUGGUGGGCAGCCCCCGGUUUGCAAACUGCGUCCACGUCUGGGUUGGCUCACAUGGCGAGGGGGUCAAAAGAGACGCUGCAGGAGCAGGAGAGUGAAGUGCAAUAGGUAAAGCUUUUCCUUCUCUGUUGUGGAUUGCUUUUCGGGUAGCGGACAUGUGUUAGGAAACAGAGCGCGUCGGAGUUCCGCAAACGAAAACAAAUGUUGUGGUUGUGGUUGAAAACCCAGCUUACUUUUAUAAUUUUCAUAGGAAAUGCAUUUAAAACAAAAUCUGAGAUUGUUUGACAAUGAACAGUGGGAGGCUGGGGGGUUGGGUUGGGUUUAUUAUUAUUAAAUACCCUGAUUUUGAAAAUUUUUGUUGGUUUUUAUGGUCCAACCAGAGAAAAAACCAAGAGGCUGGUGCUCUGGCCGUAAUUUGGAUGACAAGGCUUUGGAAAGAGAAACAUUUGGGGAAAGUGUUAUUGGAGAAGGGAACUUUUGGCAUUAAGAUGCUUUUGGAAGUUUUCUCAAAGAGGGAGAUUUAAUUGUGGAAAAUACAGGGCCCUUCUGUGAAACCCUUUUUUUAGUUAAGCUUUGAAAAGAAGGUGGAAAAAAUGCUUUUGAAAAUAUCCCAAGGAGAAAGCUCUUGCUAAGUCGGUUUAAUGAAUUAAUUAAUUAAUCUGUCAAUUUUUUUUCUGUAAUGCUUGGAAACGCAUUGGUGUGGGAUCGUACAGUUUGCUAUAUGUUGCUGAUAUGUAUAUUACAUUGAUGCAAUGUCUUUGAUCCCCACCAUCUAUGCCUAGAGUUGAACUCAAAGGCAGGGAUGGGUGAAUAUAUGCAUUUGGGUUUUCUCCAUUUCUCAUUUGUGCAGAUCAAUCUGGUUCCUUGAAACUGAGAUUUUUUUUUCUUCGAGUUUGCACUAAAAUUUGUAUGCACUUGAGUGCACAUUUCUCCAAGCAUAAACAUUUUUGUCUGCAUUUUUCCUAACAUGCUCUGUUUUUGCAGUUAUUGCAAAUGCAUAUUUGUACAUUAUUUCAUGAAUGCAGAUGUUAUUGUGUAGUCUUCUCCCUAAACAACGAUGAAAUGCUUUGCAAAGUUUGAGAAAGUGUGGAUUUCAAAUGAGAAUAAAGUUUCAGUCCUUGUAUUAGUUCAAAUAUGCCAACUUAGCAAAGGUAGCAUUCAAAUGCCCCAUUCUUAAUCUGAUCUGCCUUUCACACAUACCACUAUAGGUAUAUUUGAGUUCACAAUGUGGACCCAGGAAUUCCUAGAAAAAGUUGGCUGGCAUUUUUCCAAAGAACUUGCUUUCUGCUUUGUCCUAAAGCAUCAAAUUUAGCUUACCUGUAACUCUCAAAGUGGCGGUAGUCCUAUAUUUGAACUGUACCACUUUCAGCUGUGGGGAGGUACAGGAAUUUUUCUCCAUGCAAAACAACAGCUAGGUUGUAAAAUACAAGUAAUUCUUGGUUAAUGACAGUAAAUUGGGACCGGCAACUUUGUCACUAAGCAGCGUGGUUGUAAAGCAUGUCAUGUGACUGCACCGACUUACGACAGUUCCAGUUGCCAUUGUUAGGCGAAUCCCAUGCAGUUGCAGCACUCCACAGCCACAUGAUCUCCAUUUGCAUCCUCCUGCCAGCUUCUCCAUUGACUUUGCUUGUUGGAAGCCA
Python bivittatus (Burmese python) is the source of this 5311-nucleotide messenger RNA. The record is from RefSeq and is a predicted model, not a curated record. Lineage: Eukaryota; Metazoa; Chordata; Lepidosauria; Squamata; Pythonidae.